Molecule: messenger RNA, 1183 nt
Organism: Hyaloscypha bicolor E
Lineage: Eukaryota; Fungi; Ascomycota; Leotiomycetes; Helotiales; Hyaloscyphaceae
Exons: 1
Coding region: 339-1007 (222 amino acids)
Source: RefSeq, a predicted model, not a curated record
AACUUCUUUUCGUCAACACCGCCAGCAAUCCAUUUUUUAGGUCUUGAAUCAAAUAUUGACAACCAGGAAUAUGCCUUACACACCGCCUUUCCAAGCAAUCAUCAACAGCCUUCAGCCCCAACUCACGUUGGGCCACGUGGGCCUUGUCACAUGGUGAAAUAUCGGAGCCAGAAUUGUUAUCGCGUCCAAAGAAAGCUUCUGAGACAGGAAAUUUCGAAUUAAGGAAUUCGACGAAUGCAGUUGAUGCGCCUCAAAUAAUCGGAGCUUGGGCAGAUGAGGCUCUCGCAACAUCCAGCCUGGACAUCUUCUCGGCUUUUGGCUUUCAGAUACCAGUAGAAAUGAUUUGCCGCCCUCUGAGAGACUCACUGCAAUAUACCCGCCUCUUGGCAUUGUUCAGGACCCAGGAUCGACAAAUCCGGUGCUGUUUAGACGAGGUACCGCUUUUUGAUCUCCCCGAUUAUACCGCUUUCUCGUACUGCUGGGGAAGUCUUGAUGACACGGGACUAUUUUUGUCGACAAUAAAGGUUUCCACGUCAGACAAAAUCUCCGAGCGUUUGCACUACUUAAAAAAUUUCACGAGUAUGGGUGGAGGCUUUAUGUAUCAACCAACGGGGACAACCGGGAAAGGGGGACACCAAGUGCAACUCAUGAGAAUUAUUUACUCAAGGGUCACGGGUGUGAUUGCAUGGAUUGGCGAAUCUUCUGAUGAUAGCUCCCAAGCUAUCGCGGCAUUGAAAAGAAUGCCGGCCACAACAUCUUCAAGUGCGCGAGAUACAAUUUGGGAGGGACUUGAGAGCCUUUUUGCUCGCCCUUAUUGGAAAAGAAUUUGGAUUAUUCAGGAAAUUGUUGUUGUUGCUAAGAUCUCGUUUGUGGCAUUGACUCCAUUGCCUGGGGUGAAAUGGAAGCUGCAAACGAAGGGCGCCCGACAAAAACCAACUACUCAUACAUCCAAACCAUUUCAAGCUUCCGGAGGAAACCCCAUAACCAAGAGCCGGUGGGCCUUCUAAGCUUUAUUUAUUUCACAAAAAGGCGCUUUCAACCGUCUCGCAUAACAAGAUUUUUGCGCAACGAGGGCUGUGCCAUGACCGAGAUAUUUCAAAUUUGUUAAAAUUGAACAUUAGCACUUCACGAAAGUUCGAACUUUGGAGGUCAAUGAUCGUCAUUAGCUUUUUGCGGUCGCUUG